AUGUCCACGACAAGCACGACAACAUCGCCAUCGAGCUUUGGGCUCUCGGCCAGCGCGCCCCAACGCGGCCGUCGCCGCCAGCUCUCGCCCGAGCAAAAGGAAAUGAGUCGCCAGCGGUCGCGUGUCUACUACGCCCAGCACAAGGCCAAGGUGCUCGCCAAGCUCAAGGCGCGCUACGAC
This is a messenger RNA of Saprolegnia diclina VS20, 180 nucleotides long. RefSeq lists its product as hypothetical. The record is from RefSeq and is a predicted model, not a curated record. The annotation marks the transcript as partial. The transcript has a single exon. NCBI's taxonomy places the organism in Eukaryota, Oomycota, Saprolegniomycetes, Saprolegniales, Saprolegniaceae.